Molecule: messenger RNA, 4863 nt
Organism: Silurus meridionalis
Lineage: Eukaryota; Metazoa; Chordata; Actinopteri; Siluriformes; Siluridae
Gene: brpf3a
Product: bromodomain and PHD finger containing, 3a
Exons: 13
Coding region: 565-3675 (1036 amino acids)
Biological process (GO): regulation of transcription by RNA polymerase II
Cellular component (GO): MOZ/MORF histone acetyltransferase complex
Molecular function (GO): protein binding
Source: RefSeq, a predicted model, not a curated record
CUGGAUUAUGAGACAAAUCUGGAUUUAGUUAUAUUGGUGAACGUAAUCAAAACAUUUGGGUUAUUGUGAUAAAUCUUUCAUUCCCUCUAAUAAAAUUGAAACCAUCAGACUCGGCAGUUCAGCGCGAAAAACCGGCGCUCUCCCGAUUUUUUUAUUUUUUUAUAUACACGCGCUCAGGUUUUAUUGGCCUCCGGAAGAUGUGAUGUCAUGCAGCGCCUCUGUAGAGCCAAUCACAAGACGGGACUAAAACAGGGCGCUGUGGGCUUUUAUUCUUAUUUUUAUUCUUAUUAAGGGGCGUAUUUUUGAGUAUAUUUAAUGACAGAGUACCGCUGUUGUCCGGGCGCUGAUCUGGAAUGUCACGUGCGUAUUUGGAACAUACAUGGAGCCUGGUCAAAUAAUCCGAUUUCACAAAUGGCUCAAAGGUGGUAUUUAAAAACGGUUUGUUGUAGGAAGUCACCACAGUGGACUGCUUCAGGAAUCCACGGAAGACGACGCUGUCUAACUGAAUAUGACCGCCUUUUCUUGUCUACCCAGUGAGCAAUAAACCGUAUAAAAGAUUUAAAAAUGAAGAAGCUAAGGAGACGAAGUUGUCCGAUUGCAUUGAGUAGAGGAAGAAGCAGUUCCUCCAACCACACAGACCAGGAUAUUCUUCUCCGUUCUCCCUCCCCAUGUAGACUCAACUUUUCUAUGUCCAGAGACACACUCUCAUAUGCGCAGUCUCAGAAAAUUGUAGAGGUAGAGCUUGAGGGAAGAGUUCAUCUGAUUAAUGUUUCUGAUCCACUCAAAAUCAUCACAGAAGAUGAAAUGCUUGCACAGGACCUGACAGAGUGCAACAGCAACAAGGAGAACAGUGAGCAGAUUACAGGCUAUGCUCAGCCAGACCACACUGUCUCCUCUCUAAAGGACAAGAGGAAAGAAAGCAAACAUAGUGGCAGGUGUAGGCGUUCUGGUGGCCAACACUUCACCCACAACCUUCUGAGCUCAGCUCAUCACACUCAGUUAGUAAGCCCUCUACCUAAGCCCACCUUCCAAAAGGUGGACACCUACUCGCCAUUGGAGGCUUGUCCUCUUCCUGUGGCCUACUACCGCUAUGUGGAAAAGUGUAAUGAGGAGCUGGAGAUGAAGGCAGAAUAUGACAUGGAUGAGGAAGACAUGGCUUGGCUGGAGAUUGUAAAUCAGAAACGUGUGUCGGAUGGGCAUGCUUCUGUCUCUCCGGACACAUUUGAGUUAUUGAUUGAGAGAUUGGAGAGGGAAUCUAUCCUGGAGUCUCGAAGCCAAGUCUUGUCCCAGAAUGCAAUUGAUGAGGACGCUUUCUGCUGUGUGUGCAUGGAUGACGAGUGCCUUAACAGCAAUGUCAUCCUGUUUUGUGACAUCUGCAACUUGGCUGUACACCAGGAGUGUUAUGGAGUGCCCUACAUACCUGAAGGUCAGUGGCUAUGCCGACGCUGUCUGCAGUCCCCCUCUCGGCCUGUGGAUUGCAUCCUUUGCCCAAAUAGAGGAGGUGCCUUUAAACAGGCUAGUGAUGGUCGCUGGGCCCACGUAGUUUGCGCUAUCUGGAUCCCUGAAGUUUGCUUUGCUAACACAGUAUUCCUUGAACCUGUAGAAGGAGUGAAUAACAUUCCCCCUGCAAGAUGGAAACUCACUUGCUACUUGUGCAAGCAGAGGGGGAGGGGGGCAUCCAUUCAAUGCCAUAAGGCCAACUGCUACCGAGCAUUUCAUGUCACCUGCGCUCAACGGGCUGGGCUCUUCAUGAAGAUAGACCCAGUGCGGGAGACUGACGUCAACACCACCACAUUCACUGUUAAGAAGACUGUCUUCUGUGGAAACCAUUCUCCCCUUGAUGCUAAAUUAGGGUACAGUGAAAAGGGGGAAAUCUUUGUAGGGGGUAGGGGUCAAAGGUCAUACACUUUAGGGCCUACAGUUGAGCAAAAUCAGCAUGAACGCAAAAAGGGUUUGGUCACACAGCAAAAAAAGAAGAAAAAAAAUUCAAAUGGAUUAUCGCGCAAGUCAGCAGCGCCUCUACUACUUGUACCACAAAUUCCAUCCUACAGGCUUAAUAAGAUAUGCACAGGUGUGCCAGUACAGAGGAAGAACCAAUUCAUGCAAAGGCUUCAUAAUUAUUGGUUGCUAAAACGUCACUCUCGAAAUGGAGUUCCACUUAUUCGUCAGCUCCACUCCCACCUACAGGUUCAGAAGACUGAAAAGAGGGAGCCAGAUGCGAGGGUGCAGGCAUUGAGGGUGGAGCUGAAAUACUGGCAGAAGCAGCGGCAGGACCUAGAGAAAGCUCGACUAUUGAUUGAACUCAUCCGCAAGAGAGAGAGGCUCAAACGUGAACAGCUAAAACUGCAGCAGCUGACUUUGGAGCUUCAGCUCACACCCUCCUUAGUACUACUGCGCUCCACACUGGAGCGACUGCAAGAGAAAGAUAGCGAUUGCAUCUUCAUUUCUCCUGUCAAUCUCUCUGAGGUUGAAUGUACGGGGCUUAUAAAUCACAUCAUUCAGAAUGUUCCAGAUUAUCUGGAGUUUGUUUCUGAGCCAAUGGACUUCUCUACCAUGCGUGAGAAGCUGGAGGCACAUAAGUACUGCUCCGUGGCAGAUCUGGAAGCUGACUUUAACUUGAUGGUGUCUAACUGCCUACGGUACAAUUCAAGUGACACCGUGUUCCACAAAGCAGCCAUGCAGCUCAAGGAAGUGGGUGGUGCUAUCUUGAGGCAUGCCCAGAGCCAGGCUCUCAGCGCAGGGUUUGACAUUUCUACAGGCAUGCAUCUCCCUGACUCAGGCAUCAAAGUAAACUCCAGCCAGUCCUGCUGGGACAUGGUGGACAUGCUUUUGGACCCUGAAAAUAGAAUUCACAUGUCUCCAGAGGCCCAGCUGAAACAACUGCUUGAAAAGUUGGACAUGGUGACAACCAUGUGUACCAGUGGAGCGCGCACUAAACGAUUGCGACUGUUACGCAGGGAAAUCAAUAGUAUACGUCACAAGCUCAACCGCCAGCAGCGAACUUCACGACUACUCGGUGGCAAUACCAAAAAGGAAGGCCAGAAAGUAGAAGUCCCAAAUAAAAAAAUUAAUUAUGCAACAAUCACUUCAGGUUUGAAAAAUGAUCUUAAAAAGAAGGAUUACAUUCGUGAGUCAGAGAAUUGCUCUACUGCUUAUCAAAACAUCAGUUCUGCACUUCCCAAACGCAGUCGAGGUAAACCAUCCUUGAACAAGGUCCCAGUUGUGGAGGGAGAGAACAAAAAGGCUGAUUCAGAGACCAAAUUGGAGCCUCUCAGCUUGGUUUGGGCUAAAUGCAGGGGGUAUCCUUCAUAUCCCGCAAUGAUGGUAGAUCCUGACAUGCCCAAAGAAGGAAUUCUUCCUAAUGGCAUUGUAAUCCCAGUACCACCGCAAGACGUGCUGCAACUGGGUGAGCGCAGACAGGUGGAGACUGAGGACAAGUUAUUCCUUGUGGUGUUUUUCGACACGAAAAGAACUUGGCAGUGGCUACCAAUGGGUAAACUCCAUCCAUUGGGAAUCGAUGACGCUGUGGAUAAACUUCGCCUGAUGGAAGGCAAGAAACCGAAUGUACGGAAGUCUGUACACCUGGCAUAUGAACGAGCAAUGAAGCACCUCAGCCUUGUGCAUAAAAACAUGAACUUUAACCCCACCACUUUCAUUGGAAGCACUUCACUGUGAGACACAACUCAAAAAGACUUCAAUGUAGUGAUUGAAAAUGAAUAUUGAGAUUUGUUCAGAUAUUUAUUUUGUGUGUGAGCAUGAUAGCUUUUAUGCAUUGAAUAGAAGUCAAUUGUCUUUUUUUCCUGCAGUAGUCUAGGGCCUUUUGGAAUACGCAUAGUAUUAUUAUAUAGAAUAGUCAUGUGAACACGAUCAAACAAUUGUACUGAAUUCUACUAAAUAAAUGUACCCAGUUAUUUAAAAAAAAAAAAAAAAAAGAUAAAGUAAACCUAAAAUGAAAUAUACACAUAGGAUCUCACUGGUUAUGUUUAUUCUUACUUGCCUAGUAAUAGUUAAUAAUCUCACUGAUGACUUAUUCGGGAUAAAAAAAAAAGCAUUCAGGUGUACACUUCCAUGCAAAUAGAGUUAAACCAAUUAAGGCUAGUUUCUGAAUAUGCCCACGAGUUUGCAUCUUUAUGAUUCAUGUUUCCUGGUGGAAUAAUAGGGUCCUAUAAAAAUAUUAAGCUAUUCAAAAUGUGAAUUGAAUCAAACAAAAUGUUUGAGGAUGAUAUAUGUACAAGAUUGACCUCAGUAAAAUCAUUUAAUAUUACCCAAAGGGUGCACAAUGUGUAGAUAAAAAAUGGUAACUGAAAUAAAAAUAAAUUUUUCUUUUCUUUUUUACACAUUGGUCUUUACCAGUGUGAAUAUGCUUUCACAUGUCACAUUUUACCUACUAGAAUGUUUAAGAUAAUAUUAACUUUUAAGCUUUGGAUUGGAUUUGCAUUCACAGAUUUGUUGUCAUGGCUUUAUUAUUUGAGAGAAUCUUCAUGUAUGUAUGUUUUAUUUAUAUACAAUGUAUUUUUAUUUAUUUAGUGCAUGGAUUAAAUAUAAUUUGGGACAGAUCCUGCUAUUGUUUAUAUUGAAGCAUGUAUGUAGAAGAUAUUCAUGUUUUUAAAAAUCUAAAAUGUAAAGAAAGUACUGUGAAAGAUUUUUACAUUUCCUUUCAUUUUGUGUUUACAAAAUUCUUUAAUAAUAAUUAAGAAUAUUGCAUUUAGAGCACUGCUCUGCAGAGCAUUACAAUAUUCAGCCUAUACAAGUCAAAACAGUAAGUAGGUCUAUAUAUCAUGUAAACAAAGUAAAUACAACUCAAUGUGCCAAACAUGCCUGAAAGUAUUUUGUGAAGGAAAAAAUAAAAACACUGUUGUUUGA